Messenger RNA from Postia placenta MAD-698-R-SB12, 672 nucleotides. RefSeq lists its product as hypothetical. The transcript is spliced from 2 exons. Gene Ontology annotation, molecular function: nucleic acid binding; zinc ion binding. Bases 1 to 672 code for a protein of 223 amino acids. The record is from RefSeq and is a predicted model, not a curated record. NCBI's taxonomy places the organism in Eukaryota, Fungi, Basidiomycota, Agaricomycetes, Polyporales, Adustoporiaceae.
AUGACUCAAGGCAGCAACUCACAGCAGACUCCGGUGCCACCACCGAGCCGUCACUGGAUGUUUGAUGAGACAAUCAAACCCUCGAAGUUCCAUCAUCUGCUCAAGCUACCCCACAAGCUCUCACCUUCGAACUACCUCACCUGGAUCACCAUGAUCGAGUCAACACUCAAAACUGUCAACCUCUUCGGCUACUGCACGGGCAAAGUCAAAGACCCGGAUCCUGCAGACACGACAGCUGCAGCACGCUGGAAGCGCAUGAAAAUCCUUGUACAUGCGAUCCUGAUGACAAAUAUGAUGGAAGACAUCAUUAACCAGUUCGAUGACGGUGAGGACCUCAUCGCACACAUCGCAAAGAUGAAGGAAUACCACCGCAACCUCAUACUGAUGAGUCGCAACAUAGAUGACGAGCUCUUUGCUUGUUUCCUUCGCAUCUCCAUGCCAGCAUUAUGGAACUACGUUUUUGCAGCCCUACCUGAUCGCUACACACUGGAAGAGAUUGAACGGCAUAUGAAGGAUGAACUUGGUGUCCGAACCAAUCAGCAAACAAAUGCGACGGUGUACGGAGCCUUUUCGAAGGGCAAACAGAAGGGCAAGAUCCAGGGGAGCCAAUCUAACCCACCAAAGUGCACAAACUGCGGUAAGAAGGGUCAUACCAUGCAGAAGUGCUAUUGA